AUGGGAACACUACUGAAAGCCAUGCUGAAGGAGGAGCCAUGCUCCCCGACAUCCUCCGUCCCGGGAUCUCCGAAACAAGACAGGAUGACCAAGCCCCCUUUCUCUGUGGAGUGGUUGUCCCAGAGCAGCCAGGCCCUCAAGAGCCCCACCGAGGGCUUCCCGCACCGACCAUCUUCGGCGGCCCUGGGCCACCGGCCCGGCUCCAGCCCUGGCUUGAGCGAGCGGAGCGAGGAGCAGCCCACCGGCCCGCGGGCAGGGACGGGCGGCAGGAACCGGGACCUUUUAGCGACCCCCCCCGCUGCAGGGGCGGGCGAGCAGGCGCGGGGAGCGGAGCAGCCCCCGCCGGAGGGGGGUCUCGACGGCGCGGGCCCCGAGGAGCCGGGCGGCAGGGCCGGGGGGCGGCGGCUGCGCACGGCCUUCAGCGCCGAGCAGCUCAGCACCCUGGAGAGCUCCUUCCGCCGGCAGCGCUACCUGGGCGCGGCAGAGCGCCGCCGCCUGGCGGGCAGCAUGGGGCUCUCCGAGCUGCAGAUCAAAACCUGGUUUCAGAACCGGCGGAUGAAGCUCAAGCGGCAGCUGCAGGAGCUGAGGAUGGAGCCGUUCUGCAGCCCCCCGCCUCCUUACGGACCGCAGAGCAGCGUGGUGCCCCUGCCGAUCACCUACGUGGCCCGGCCGCCACCUCUGCCCCAGGAAGGGUCCCCCUCCGGGGGCUUCACCUUGGCUGCGCUGCCAGCGCCCACCCUGGAACUCAGCAGCGCCUGCAGGGCACAGCCCGUGGGCUUCUGGGUGGCACCCCACUUUGUGGGGUACAGGAACCCCAGAGCUUUCUUGCUGGGUGUCUGA
Molecule: messenger RNA, 840 nt
Organism: Calidris pugnax (ruff)
Lineage: Eukaryota; Metazoa; Chordata; Aves; Charadriiformes; Scolopacidae
Product: homeobox protein VENTX-like
Exons: 4
Coding region: 1-840 (279 amino acids)
Biological process (GO): regulation of transcription by RNA polymerase II; cell differentiation
Cellular component (GO): nucleus
Molecular function (GO): DNA-binding transcription factor activity, RNA polymerase II-specific; RNA polymerase II cis-regulatory region sequence-specific DNA binding
Source: RefSeq, a predicted model, not a curated record